Postia placenta MAD-698-R-SB12 is the source of this 933-nucleotide messenger RNA. RefSeq lists its product as hypothetical. Gene Ontology annotation, molecular function: nucleotidase activity. The record is from RefSeq and is a predicted model, not a curated record. Bases 1 to 933 code for a protein of 310 amino acids. NCBI's taxonomy places the organism in Eukaryota, Fungi, Basidiomycota, Agaricomycetes, Polyporales, Adustoporiaceae. The transcript is spliced from 6 exons.
AUGCGUGUCCCUGCCAUACUCCCACUGGUCAUUCCCCUCUUGGGGGAAACCUACAGUCGUGUACAGAAUGUGGUGCUCACCAAUGACGACGGCUGGGCUGUCGCGCAAAUCCGGGCGCAGUAUGCUGCAUUGACGGAGGCAGGAUUCGAUGUUGUCCUCUCAGCGCCUGCUCAGAACGAAUCUGGCAAGGGAUCGUCAAGCACGGCGCCCACCCCACUCAGCAAGCCCUGCGAGUACGAUUCUUGCCCCACAGGGUCUCCUGCGGAAGGGUUCAAUGCGAGCGAUCCCCAUUUGAACUAUGUCAAUGCGUACCCGGUGGAUGCAGUCCGAUAUGGCAUACAGACUCUCGCUCCACAAUUCUUCGACGGUGAAGCACCCGAUUUUGUCGUGAGCGGACCAAAUAUUGGGAACAACUUGGCCCUUUCAGUUUUCUUCUCCGGGACUGUCGGGGCUGCUUGCGAGGCCGCACAGGAAGGCAUUUCCUCAGCUGCUUUCUCUGGAGACAGCGGCUCCCAGGUGUCCUAUACAACCCUCACAAGCGAACCCAAUGCGACAUCCUCGCAAUCCGCUAGAAUCUACGCAGCAUUGACGUCACAGUUUAUCCAAACCAUUCUCACCGCCACACCUGCCGGUUCCACUGUCCUUCCGUCCAACGUGACGUUGAACGUCAACUACCCAUCAAUCGACGGAUGCGCCUACCCGUCAGACUACAAGUGGGUCUUGUCGCGAAAUGAGCCAAAUCUCGGGCAGACAGAUGUGGAGACUUGUGGGAGCACGGCUUUGCCAUGGGAGGUGACAGUGGUGAAUACGAGUGGGUGCUAUGCCAGCGUAUCCGUAAUCAGCGCGACCAGCAAGUCCGACGUCAAUGCAACCCUGCAGGCUGCGGUCCUGGGGAGAUUGACUGACUUGCCCUUGAGCUGUCUCUCAUCGUAG